Messenger RNA from Trichechus manatus latirostris (Florida manatee), 2468 nucleotides. It is a transcript of the gene NUP88, whose product is annotated as nucleoporin 88. The record is from RefSeq and is a predicted model, not a curated record. Gene Ontology annotation, cellular component: nuclear pore. Gene Ontology annotation, molecular function: structural constituent of nuclear pore. The transcript is spliced from 15 exons. Gene Ontology annotation, biological process: mRNA export from nucleus; ribosomal small subunit export from nucleus; protein import into nucleus. Bases 620 to 2362 code for a protein of 580 amino acids. Lineage: Eukaryota; Metazoa; Chordata; Mammalia; Sirenia; Trichechidae.
AGCAGCCGAGCUCAGGAGUACCUAGAAAGUGCACUCAACCCUGACCUGAAGAUCAGGGGUGUUUUAUUGGGGGGGAAGGUACAUAGAAGCCGAGUCUCAAGAAUGUGUAAGUCUUGUUAGCCAGCUGUAAAAGGAAAAUGAGGGCAUUCCAGGAAGAAUAAAGACACAGACAUAACAAAGCGUGAUGAUUUCCCAGAAAUACAAGUUAACUGAUUUUAAUUAUAAGGUAUAAGUGGGGAAUGGUGGACAGUUGAGACUGGAGUAGUAGGCUGGAGCUUGAUCAUUAAAAGAAAACGUGUACUAUUCCCUGUUUCUCAAGGUAGGGAAGUCUGAUGCAUUUUAUAUAACAUUACAAUCUAAAUGGUUAAAAAUAUUUCACCAGUUAAUGGGUCAAGUAUUAGUAUUUAUCCAGAAUGCUUCAUUAUCUUACAGUUACAGAAAAAGCAUUAGUAUGCUUUUGAAUAACUGCUGAAUAUGUUUACAUUAAAACGAACUAUUUUGACCAGUGUGCUUUAAUUUCCAGAGACUACUUUGUAUAAAUCCACCCCUGUUUGAAAUCUAUCAAGUCUUGUUAAGUCCAACACAACAUCAUGUAGCACUUAUAGGACUAAAAGGACUUAUGGUAUUAGAAUUACCUAAAAGGUGGGGGAAGAAUUCUGAAUUUGAAGGUGGAAAAUCAACAGUGAAUUGUAGUACCACUCCAAUUGCUGAGAGAUUUUUCACCAGUUCUACGUGUCUGACUCUAAAGCAUGCUGCCUGGUAUCCAAGUGAAAUGCUGGAUCCCCACAUAGUGCUGUUAACAUCAGACGAUGUAAUAAGAAGGGCAUAUACCGCAUCUUUAGGAGAGACAGCAGUUGCAUUUGACUUUGGGCCAUUGGCAGCAGUUUCGAAGAAUAUAUUUGGACAAAAAGGCAAAGAGGAAGUAGUGGCAUACCCAUUGUACAUCUUAUAUGAGAAUGGGGAGACUUUCCUUACGUAUGUUAGUCUGUUUCACAGCCCCGGGAAUAUUGGAAAGCUGUUAGGUCCGUUGCCCAUGCAUCCUGCAGCUGAAGAUAACUAUGGUUAUGAUGCUUGCGCUAUACUCUGCUUACCCUGCAUCCCCAACAUCUUAGUGAUAGCUACUGAAUCAGGAAUGCUGUAUCACUGUGUUGUGCUAGAAGGGGAAGAAGAAGAUGACCAAACUUCAGAAAAGUCCUGGGAUUCCAGGGCUGACCUCAUUCCUUCUCUGUAUGUGUUUGAAUGUGUUGAGUUGGAGCUUGCUCUGAAACUGGCAUCUGGAGAGGAUGAGCCCUUUGAUUCUGACUUUUCUUGUCCAAUCAAACUUCACAAAGAUCCCAAAUGUCCCUCAAGAUAUCACUGUACUCAUGAAGCUGGUGUACAUAGUGUUGGGCUAACUUGGAUUCAUAAACUUCACAAAUUUCUUGGAUCAGAUGAAGAAGAUAAGGAUAGUUUACAGGAACUUGCUACAGAACAGAAAUGCUUUGUAGAACACAUCCUGUGUACAAAGCCAUUGCCAUGCAGGCAGCCGGCUCCGAUAAGAGGAUUCUGGAUCGUCCCUGACAUUCUGGGGCCCACGAUGAUCUGCAUCACCAGUACCUAUGAAUGCCUCAUAAGACCUUUAUUAAGCACAGUCCAUCCAGCAUCUCCUUCCCUGCUUUGUACCCGAGAAGAUGUUGAAGUGGCAGAGUCUCCCCUCCGUAUUCUGGCUGAAACCCCGGAUUCAUUUGAAAAGCACAUUAGAAGCAUUUUGCAACGUAGUGUUGCCAAUCCAGCAUUUCUGAAGUCGUCUGAAAGGGAUACGGCCCCUCCUGAAGAAUGUCUUCAGCUUAUUAGCAGAGCCACACAGGUGUUCAGAGAACAGUACAUCCUUAAACAGGACUUGGCAAAGGAGGAGAUUCAGCGGAGGGUCAAAUUGUUGUGUGACCAAAAAAAGAAACAACUAGAAGAUCUCAAUUAUUGUCGAGAGGAGAGAAAAAGUCUACGGGAAAUGGCUGAGCGCUUAGCUGACAAAUAUGAGGAAGCUAAGGAGAGACAAGAAGAUAUCAUGAACAGGAUGAAAAAAGUACUGCACAGUUUUCACUCUCAGCUCCCGGUUCUCUCUGAUAGUGAGAGGGACAUGAAGAAAGAAUUACAGCUGAUUCCUGAUCAACUUCGACAUUUGGGCAAUGCCAUCAAACAGGUUACUAUGAAAAAAGACUAUCAACAGCGGAAGAUGGAAAAGGUACUGAGUCCUCAAAAACCCACCAUUACUCUCAGUGCCUACCAGCGAAAGUGCAUUCAGUCCAUCCUGAAGGAGGAGGGUGAACACAUAAGGGAAAUGGUGAAGCAGAUCAAUGAUAUCCGAAAUCACGUAAACUUCUGACACCACCAGAACAGAUUCACAACUGAAGUUAACCGAAGGUGUAAACUCGCACUGUAAAACAAACAGGUAGCAUUAUCUAAUUUAUAAAGAAGCAUUUUGAGUGAAC